Messenger RNA from Grammomys surdaster, 1749 nucleotides. It is a transcript of the gene Sh3glb2, whose product is annotated as SH3 domain containing GRB2 like, endophilin B2. The transcript has 11 exons. Gene Ontology annotation, cellular component: membrane; cytoplasm. Gene Ontology annotation, biological process: membrane organization. The coding region runs from base 70 to 1257 and encodes 395 amino acids. Lineage: Eukaryota; Metazoa; Chordata; Mammalia; Rodentia; Muridae. The record is from RefSeq and is a predicted model, not a curated record. Gene Ontology annotation, molecular function: protein binding.
GUGCGCGAGGCGGGGCGGGGGGCUGCCGGCUGCGCUGGGGCGGGCGCGCGGCCCUGUCACCGGCGCGCCAUGGACUUCAACAUGAAGAAGCUGGCGUCGGACGCGGGCAUCUUCUUCACUCGGGCGGUGCAGUUCACAGAGGAGAAGUUCGGCCAAGCUGAGAAGACUGAGCUUGAUGCCCACUUUGAAAACCUCCUAGCUCGGGCAGACAGCACCAAGAACUGGACGGAGCGGAUCCUGAGGCAGACUGAGGUGCUGCUGCAGCCCAACCCCAGUGCCCGAGUGGAAGAGUUUCUAUAUGAGAAGCUGGACAGAAAGGUACCCUCGAGAGUCACCAACGGGGAGCUGCUAGCGCAGUACAUGGCAGAGGCAGCCAGCGAGCUGGGCCCCGGCACUCCCUAUGGGAAGACACUAAUCAAGGUGUCAGAAGCUGAAAAGCGCCUGGGAGCAGCAGAGCGGGAUUUCAUCCACACCGCCUCCCUCAGCUUCCUCACGCCCUUGCGCAACUUCCUGGAAGGGGACUGGAAAACGAUUUCGAAGGAGAGGCGGCUCCUGCAGAACCGGCGUCUUGACUUGGAUGCCUGCAAAGCCCGACUAAAGAAGGCCAAGGCAGCCGAAGCCAAAGCCACGACGGUGCCUGACUUUCAGGAGACUAGACCACGUAAUUACAUUCUCUCGGCCAGCGCCUCUGCGCUUUGGAACGAUGAAGUAGACAAGGCUGAGCAGGAGCUUCGAGUGGCCCAGACAGAGUUUGACCGGCAGGCAGAAGUGACGCGUCUCCUGCUGGAGGGGAUCAGCAGUACCCACGUGAAUCACCUUCGCUGCCUCCAUGAGUUCGUCAAGUCUCAGACAACCUACUAUGCACAGUGCUACCGCCACAUGCUGGAUCUGCAGAAACAGCUAGGCAGAUUUCCAGGCACCUUCGUGGGCACCACAGAGCCUGCCUCCCCACCCCUGAGCAGCACCUCACCGACCACCACUGCAGCUACCAUGCCUGUGGUACCUACUGGGGCUGGCUUGGGCCCUCCAGAAGAGGCAGCACUCUGCCUGGAGGAGGUGGCUCCCCCGGCCAGUGGGACUCGAAAAGCCCGGGUGCUCUAUGACUACGAGGCAGCUGACAGCAGUGAGCUGGCACUGCUGGCUGAUGAGCUCAUCACUGUCUACAGCCUGCCAGGCAUGGAUCCUGACUGGCUCAUUGGUGAGCGAGGCAACAAGAAGGGCAAGGUUCCCGUCACCUACCUGGAACUGCUCAGCUAAGCAGCCCCUUCCCAGGCCUGCCGCUUACACUUGUCUGCUGGUGACAGAGCUGCCUAGGAUAAGGGACCUAACUCUUUUCUGGCUGUGCCUGUCAUUCAGCUAUUAAGGACCCCACAAGACAGAAUGGCUCCAGGUCCCUCUGCUAGCCCUGCUUCUGACCUAACCCUGCACACUCCAGGCUUCCCAGCUCCUUAGCAGGACGGUCACUCCAUUUGAUCCCACCAUGGGCCCAGAAUAUGCUGGGAUGCUCUUGGCAUGAAAGGAAUGCUGUGAAGGUUGAGGGGGACAGCAGCAAACAGGUAGGGCUGGGACAGUGUAGCAGGAGACCAGAAGGGUCAGCCAGAGCAGCAGCACCAAGUGCUGCCUCCCCCCACUUCCCUCAUGGCUCUGGCUGGGUGCAGUGGCUACAGCCACCAUUCCCUCAGUUUCUAACAUUCUUACUUCUGCCUGUCUGCUUGCUCUCUGGCAAAUAAAUCCUCCUUUGUGUGCAAA